AUGCCUGUUCCGGACGAACCCUUCUCCCCGCCACGUCUAUCAGACGGGCCCGGGAACUCCUCUCCGCUGCAGCCCUCGGAGCAUGAGACCAACGAUCAUUCUUCAGCAGGUUCUGAGGUUCACGACGAAUCAUCUGGGGACGAGAGCCUUAGUGAUGACGGUUAUGACCCCCUCGACUUUGCCAGCGAUCACAGUGGCAGCGCCUUCCAACCAUCCGACGACGAAGGCGAAGCUAGUGUCUCGGAAGAAGAGUCGCUCGUCAGCGACAGCGAGAGCUCAGCGCCUUCCGCCGAGGAGGAUGAUGACGAAGAGUCAUCUGAAGACGACGAGGACGAGCUCCGACCAAGCCGCGAGCAGAUCCUGGUGGAUACCGACGACUCGUCCCACGCCAACUUCGCCCCAGCCCCACGCAAGAAGACAGAGUAUCUCACUCUGCUGUCCUUCAACCCCGAUGGCUCGGGACCUUCGGGCUCCCUCUCCGGCGGUGCCCUCGCCUGUGCGGCAGUCGGCCCCUCUAUCAGCCCUUCCGUCUUCAUCACCCCAGGCGUCUGCACACUCAUCACCAUUGAUGUCAAGAGCAGUAGCGACUAG
Messenger RNA from Vanrija pseudolonga, 591 nucleotides. RefSeq lists its product as uncharacterized. The transcript has 2 exons. The record is from RefSeq and is a predicted model, not a curated record. NCBI's taxonomy places the organism in Eukaryota, Fungi, Basidiomycota, Tremellomycetes, Trichosporonales, Trichosporonaceae. Bases 1 to 591 code for a protein of 196 amino acids.